Molecule: messenger RNA, 1130 nt
Organism: Trichobilharzia szidati
Lineage: Eukaryota; Metazoa; Platyhelminthes; Trematoda; Strigeidida; Schistosomatidae
Source: the annotation of a GenBank genome assembly
CAUUCUGAUAGUUUAAUUGUGAAUUAAAUUGUUUGUAGACGGCUGGAAAUAUAUUUCUUUUCAAUAUAUAUAUAUAAACAGAGGAGGACAACAACUCAGUAAUGGCGGCUUGCGGUUGCAUUUUAAUUAUAAUUAACAGCAUCUUCCUGUGUAUAUCGGUGGCUAUUGCUAUUAUUGGUGGAAUACUUGCUUGGAAUUCAGAUGUCGUGACGAGUGUUUUGAAUAGUACACUGGUGUCUUAUAUUACAACAACAUUUUCUAGCAAAUUGUCUGUCAGUACAACUACACUUGUGACUAAUAUUAUUGCAAUUGUUCAACCUAUCGGUGUGGUUAUUUUCAUUUUGGGCAUGGUAAUGAUAGCUAUCUGUUUGUUAGGCAUCUUUGGUGCAUGCUGUAAAUCAAAAGUUUGUUUAGGCCUGUAUCUUGCAGUACUCAUUGCCAUUGUUAUCGCUAUCAUUGCGUUGAUCAUUGUGUACAAACUUUAUCCAACAGUGGUGACAUCAGUGCUGGAUACAGCUAUUGACUCAUGGGCCACGAGUUAUGUAUCAAUUGUUUCUGGUGAUACAAACAGUGUUCUGUUCGCCUCACUCAUGAUGCUCCUAAACUGUUGUGGAUCCAGUAGUGUAACGGAUAUCACAGGAUCAAGUAAAUUUUCAAAAAGUGACACAUAUUUAACGGUUUCGUACACAAAUCUUGUUCGUCCAAUUCCAUGUUGUAAAGUUGAUUCAUCUAUGGCUUUAAGUGAUUCAACGUGUCCAACUACCUCAUCGUCUACAAAACAGAAUGAUUCUACAGGGUGUAAAACUGUCAUUCGAACUUAUAUUACCACAUAUGCGGAUAUUAUAUUCUAUGUGGCACUUGGCAUCUUGGCAUUCUUUGUGCUUUUAAUUAUUCUAGCUUCAUUUGCGAUUGUUGGACUCUAGAAACGGCAGCAUCAGCCGCAGCCGCACUAGCAGCAGCAGCAGCAAAAGAAGGAGACGCGGCAGUUUUAUACAAGAACCGAUGAAAUUCACCAGGGUGAAUAUGUGUGUGUGUGCGUGUGCGUGUCUGCACACACUCUUGUACUCGCGUGUUUCUGUUCUGUGUUUCUUUCAGUGUUGUACCUUUGAUCAACCAUAAAAGUAGAACGC